Messenger RNA from Trematosphaeria pertusa, 819 nucleotides. RefSeq names its product 50S ribosomal protein-like protein L30. NCBI's taxonomy places the organism in Eukaryota, Fungi, Ascomycota, Dothideomycetes, Pleosporales, Trematosphaeriaceae. Gene Ontology annotation, biological process: translation. The transcript has 2 exons. Bases 123 to 407 code for a protein of 94 amino acids. Gene Ontology annotation, molecular function: structural constituent of ribosome. The record is from RefSeq and is a predicted model, not a curated record. Gene Ontology annotation, cellular component: mitochondrion; large ribosomal subunit.
AUACGCGGCAACCAUCCGCCAGCCUCUACCACCAAACGCAUCCAGCGCAAGCGGCCCUCGAUUAUCCUAGCCACCGUUCAUAAACCCUCCAUACGCGAACGCAAUCAAACCGUACCCUCGCCAUGUCGUACUUCCGAAUCACUCUGAUGCGCUCGGGCAUCGGCCUCCCGCCGAAAACCCAGGGCGUCCUCAAAGCCCUCGGCCUCCGCAAGCGCAUGACGACUGUCUACUACCCAGUCAGCCAAUCCGUCGCCGGCCAGAUAAUGAGGAUAAAGGAGCUUGUGGAUGUGAAGGAGGUGGAGCACGCGAUGACGAAAGAGCAGAUGCGCGCUGCGAGGCGGCCAGAUCCGGGGUAUUAUAUCGAGAGGAGGGGGACAGAAGCUAUGAGGGGGUAUGAAGAGGUAUGAGAGGGACGUACUGCAAAUGAUAGGUGUAACACAUUAUAACUGUACGAUGGUAUGUGCAUAUAUGGCCGCCGCUUUCGGCUGGAAAGAGAAUGGGUUACAUAGUGGAGAGACGCUAGCCAUGGAAUCACCGUUUCACUAGACCUUACACAUCGGGGUGGGGAAGCUCAUUCUUCAGAGUCAAAUGGACGGAUGAGCAGGAUAUCACGUAUACGUUUCUUGCUUCUUGUUUCUUUCCCGAGAACAGACGGGUGACGGGGUGCGUGCAUGGAAGCCAAUUCUUCGGGCUGGACUGAUAGCAGGCAUAGCCAUAAACACAGCUUCAAGAAUCAAGGUCCUGAAGCUCAUUUCCCUACACAAUCGGAGCAUAGUAGCUUUUCCUUUAGUUGAAGCCCAGCGACCAGGAAACCGGGCG